Molecule: messenger RNA, 1563 nt
Organism: Triticum dicoccoides
Lineage: Eukaryota; Viridiplantae; Streptophyta; Magnoliopsida; Poales; Poaceae
Exons: 2
Coding region: 1-1563 (520 amino acids)
Source: RefSeq, a predicted model, not a curated record
AUGGGUUUGGGAGACACUGAAGGUGUCUUGCCAACACAUUUCCUCCCCAAACUGGCCCUGGGGAUUCGCAAGUGUGGCUUCAAGAGCGCAGACAACUCAAAAGCAAAAAAGUCCCCAGAGAAGAUGUCAACUCAGACAAACUCAAGCCCUGCCUCGCCGCUGGAUUGGCCGAGUUCUCCAACACAACCAUUCAAGAAGAUGAAGUGGGGGAUCCUGGAGCAGAUCAAGGAAGUCCGCCUGAUGCUUGCGGCUGAAGACAAGAAGAUGGGUGAUGAGGAAAACUCGGGUCAUUUUGUUACUGGACAAAAACAAGUUUCUCAACCAAUUGAAAGGCUAUUUUUUAUGAAGGAGAAAGAUGAUGUACAUGGUAAAGAACAACAUCAAGAGGGAACACCAGCAUUGCAUACCUUAUACUCAAAUUUGUAUGAUCCGCCUCUGUCAAGGAAAUCAGGGAAUUCGAAGGAACCAAAGAGCAUGCCUUCAGAACUGAAAUUCAGAAUAAUGGAUAAUGCUCCUGAGUCCAGUUUAGACUGCCGCUUGGAUAGUUUCCAAUACAGUGGCAAGUCCAGUGGCAUUCAUUUGCUGACAGAAAGGAUCAACACAUACUCCUGCAAAAGACACCAGGUUCCCUGGUCGGAAGAAGAGUUAGAUUUUCUGUGGAUUGCAGUGAGGAGGUAUGGAACGAGUAACUGGAAUGCAAUGCUGAGGGAUACCCGGCUACGGUUCUCAAGCUCAAGAAUGUCUGAGGAUCUUUCUGAACAAUGGAGCAAGGAGCAAAAGAAACUUCUAUCUGUGGACCUUCAAUCAAUCAGAGCAUCUUCUCUAGGUUCUACACCGCCACCCCAUAUAGCUGAAGAUUAUGCUGGAAGCAAUUCCUGCACCGGAAGCUCAAAGUCUCCAUUUCUUGCAGCCCAAUCAGGCCUUUCCUUGGGCGAGGUGCACCUUCAGAAUGCUCAUGCUUUGGAUAGAGGCCAGCAUUAUUUGUCAAGCCUUGGCAGGUUUAACCUUCAUGGAGUCAACAAUGUGCCAAGAAAUUUGCCUCUGGGAGGCUUCCCUGGUUCUUCCUCACAGGGGAGAAAUGGGAGCAGGCGUAGGAAGACAACCAAGCUUGAAAAGUCAUACUAUGACAACAGGUCACACUGGUGCCAAGAACCAUCAGAGAGGACGUCGUCUAUGCUCCUUCCCAUCAAUCAACAACCAAUGAACAGCCUUUCUCAGUGGCCUACCAAGGGCGCCGACACCGGUAAAAGCUGGCCCAACCCCGAGAUGUGGUCAAGCGCAUCGCAGGCGCUAGGCCGGUCCACUGCAGAACCACUGCAUGACAACCUGAGAGCUGCCCACUUUCUGUUCCCUGACGACAAGAAACCACAUGACAUGCCAGACAUCUUUGAAGCUGGCGCUGAAAUGGAAAGCGGAGUGGCGCAGUCUAGCAAGAAGCUUUUCUGGACCAGCGGUGACACCUUGGUUCAAAACCAGAGGGCCGCUGCUAUAGCGGCAGGGCCAAGCGGCGCCGACCCGAGCGACACCGGCGCAUCGUCUGAAGGGACGGUGUCUGAUAGCUGA